GUCAUCAUACAGUCGCUGCUCUGCUCCCGGAAUCGUACGUUUCUGUGCACAUCAGCAGUUAUUUCCCAGACCAUACAACACCGAUGAACGGACCUGAUCAGUAUCUUCAAUGCGCAACAGGAACUGGCCUCCAGUUCUCUUGGCGAGUAGAUAGUUAAAGAGCGCAGUCCGUAGCGAUCCUAAAUGGAGAUAACCGGUCGGGGAAGGCGCAAAGCGCGUUCGCGCCGGGGCGUCGGGGAGAUUGCUCUUCGGUUUGCGAGCAUUUGCGCCCGCAGAGGAAGACGAGGCUCUGCAUUGGGUGCAUGUCCAUGAUCGCCGGGCAAUAAGCCCGCUGCGUAGGCUCCUCAUGAGGGUUCAAUUUGAACAGACAAAGGUGCCUGGGGAGCGUUUGCUCGGGCCGGCGGUUUUUUGCGGAGGUUCGGUAGCUCCGCGCGACUGCCCGACAAAAUUUCGGUUGGCAACUCCGCUGAAAUCAACAUUUCAACUUUAUCCCCUCGCUUGCCGUUUACUUCGCGUCUGGCCUGGGUUCUAGUGUCACAACUAGCGGCCCGUAUACUUGCUAUAAUUUCAAUCCCUUCUCUCGCUUCACUCGUUGGAAUACGCUACGAUGGCUGAGAUCGAAGUUGACCUCUAUGAGGUCCUCGAGGUCCACCGAGGCGCGAGCGCCGACGAGAUUCGCAAGGCUUACCGGAAGGCUGCUCUCGUCAACCAUCCCGACAAAGUCCCCGAAGACGAGCGCCCCGCGGCCGAAGCCAAGUUCAUUAAUGUCCAGAAGGCUUACGAGAUUCUUUCCGACGAUGAUAAACGCCACAUCUACGACACACAUGGCAUGUCCGCCUUCAACGGAGCCGGCGAGCCUGGCAUGGGUGGUGGUAUGGGAGGUAUGCCUGCGGGUUUCGAGGAGAUGUUUGCCGAGAUGUUCAGCGGAGGUAUGGGCGGUAUGCCAGGCAUGGGCGGCAUGGGUGGUAUGGGCGGUAUGCCUGGAGGUGGCCGACCCCGGAGAAGCCCAGACGAGGAGCAGGACUAUGAAGUCAGUCUGGAGGAGCUAUACAAGGGCAAGACCGUGAAGUUUGCCAGCACCAAGAACGUCAUUUGCAGCCUGUGCAAGGGCAAGGGUGGAAAGGAGAAGGCCACGGCUAAGAAAUGCUCUACUUGCGACGGCCACGGUCUUCAGGAGGUGAUUACCCAGAUGGGACAGUUCUUGACCAAGCAGACGCGGCCAUGCUCCGUCUGCAAUGGCCAGGGUUCUUUCUUCAGCCCCAAGGACAAGUGCAAGAAGUGCAAGGGAAAGCGGACAAUCGAGGAAAAGAAGAUGCUGGAGAUCUACAUUGCUCCUGGUUCUCGCGAGGGAGAAAAGAUUGUCCUGGAAGGCGAGGCAGACCAAAUUCCAGACCGGGAAAACGGCGACAUCAUUUUCAAGUUGGUCCAGGAGGAGCACGAGGUCUUCGACCGAGCUGGCUCCGAUCUGCGGGCGGCUAUCGACAUCACUCUGGCCGAGGCUUUGACUGGAUUCUCGCGCGUCGUGCUGAAGCAUCUCGAUGGACGUGGUAUUGAGAUCACUCACCCUGCCGGCAAGGUUCUGUCCACCGGACAAGUCCUCAAGGUCCCCGGUGAGGGUAUGCCGAUCAAGCGCAGCGACUCUCGGGGUGAUCUCUACUUGGCUGUGAACGUCAAGUUCCCCGAUGAGUCCUGGAACCCCACUCCUGAGAUGCUGGCCAAGCUCCAGGAGCUGCUUCCCAAGCCCGGCCCUGCUAUCGAGGCCACUACCGUUGAUGAGGUUGAGUACGACCCCAACGGCAACAUGGACGAGUUCGGUGCUCGGGACGCCCAAGGCGGUUCAGCCUGGGUGGAUGAUGAUGACGAGGAGCCAGCGCAGUGCGCGGCCCAGUAAAUGAGUGCAGAAGACACUAGAAUUCAUGCUUUGCUGGCAUAGAAUGGCGUCUGGGGUUUUUGCAUUUUCCUCGUGGCUUUUUGACCUUCUUAUGAGACUCGGACAUCUCCCUUCUACGAUCAUGAUAGUACAGUAGACUCAAUGCGUUAGAAUUGAACACCAUCAUUCUUUAUGAAGUUAUGCGUCUCUCUACAAGAGCAUCUUGUUGUCAUUUAUUG
Penicillium brasilianum is the source of this 2109-nucleotide messenger RNA. Lineage: Eukaryota; Fungi; Ascomycota; Eurotiomycetes; Eurotiales; Aspergillaceae. The record is from the annotation of a GenBank genome assembly.